AUGCAAUAUUCAGACGAAGAAUUCGUCAAGUUCUUAGGAGAAGGUUCUUACGGUUAUGUCUAUCUCGUCAGAUACACGAAACACGACGGCUCUUCGUUUCUCGCCGCCGUAAAAAACUCUUACGACCAAGACUUCGACAAUCUUCAAAGAGAGUUUCAGAUUCUGCGGGAACUCAGAGGAUCUCCGAGAAUCAUCGAAUGCUUUGGAGACAAAUUGGAACAAGGUAUCAGCUCUUACGGAAACAGAGUCCACAAAUUACUUCUCGAGUACGCAUCCGAAGGUAGUUUAAGUGCUUUCAUGGACAACUACACCAACAGAAAACUGCCUGAGCCGAUGAUCAAAGACUUUACGCGUAUGAUUCUCCAAGGUUUGGUAUCGAUUCACGACCACGGUUAUGUUCAUUGCGAUCUCAAAUCCGACAAUCUCCUUGUGUUCCCGUGUAAAGAUUCUUCUUCUUCAUACGAACUGAAGAUUUCUGAUUUCGGAAACUCGUUGCAAGUCGGAGAGAAACCUCAUUAUUGGGGAAUCGAUUUCCCGUUUGUUGGAACGCCGAUUUACAUGUCGCCGGAGUCUCUCCGUGACGGCGGCGCAAAGAAAACCCUAGAUCUUUGGUCGUUGGGAUGCUUGGUGUUGGAGAUGUACACAGGUGUGAUUCCAUGGCAAGGAGUUGAAAUCGAUGAUCUCGCGACUCGUCUCCGUAAUGGUGAAGUUCCAGAGAUUCCAGAGAGCUUGCCUUGUGAUGCAAGGAAGUUUAUUGAAACGUGUUUCUCAAAGAAGCCUGAGAAGAGAGGAAGUGCGUAUGAGCUGUUGUUUCAUCGGUUUUUGCGUCGAGAAGAAGAGGAGAAAACGGAGGAAAAGAUUAGAUCUUCAAAGAAAUCGUUUCUAUUGAGGUUGAGAAUCAGGAGAGCAUCAAAGAAGUCAAUGGAUAUCUCAGAGAAGAAGCCUCUGAAACUGAAGAAUUUUCCAGAGGUUAAAAAGAUUUUGAGUAAAGUCUUGAGGUUGAAGCAGAGCAGGUUCUGGGUAGAAGCGGUUUAA
Messenger RNA from Eutrema salsugineum, 1035 nucleotides. Its product is annotated as mitogen-activated protein kinase kinase kinase 3. The transcript has a single exon. Gene Ontology annotation, biological process: protein phosphorylation. The coding region runs from base 1 to 1035 and encodes 344 amino acids. NCBI's taxonomy places the organism in Eukaryota, Viridiplantae, Streptophyta, Magnoliopsida, Brassicales, Brassicaceae. Gene Ontology annotation, molecular function: ATP binding; protein kinase activity. The record is from RefSeq and is a predicted model, not a curated record.